ACUAAACAAAAUUGAUAUGGAUCGAAGUGUGGACUCAAUUGGUAGCUGCUCACUCGAUGUAGACGCUGAUUCAACAGAUGUAUCAGAUACAAGUGGAAGCCUGAAUUUUCCAACACCGAUUUCUGUUAAAGACAUUACUAGAGAAUUCACGACAAAUAUACGAGAUCGCUGUUCUGUUCAGAGAUCCCCUGAAAUGAAUGAAAAUUGUGCAGGACUUGGGUCGAAGAUGGUGUUGAAGCAGCCUCUUGGAAAUGCCAACCCAACAAGUGCCUUAUAUAACUCGUCAAACUCGAAUUCGAAUAAAUUCCUAAAUUUAUCUGAUACCAGUCCUGAUAAAAAGCCCAGUUACCUGAAUCUAGCUUGCUGCGUGAACGGAUAUUCAAAUCUUACAACAUAUGAUUCUAAAAUACGACAGGAUAUAAAUAAAUCACGCGAGGUAUCUCCUAUUCGCCCAUCAUCAAAUAGUAUUCAGUAUUGUAAAAAAAACAAUUCUUUGGCACCACCAAUUCUUCUACAAUUGGAUGAUGGAAGGGGUGAUGUAUCAAACCGGAAAAUACCUGCUUUGAACGGCCAGUAUAAUAUUAACAGAUCAGACACCAAUGAAUGCGAGCGCUGUGAUUCGCCAUGGCUGGAAGAUCGUCGCAAUACUAGUUUUAUUCAGCAGAGGGUAGAACGUUUGUAUGGACCCGCAGCGUUAGCACAGGGUUUUUACAGUCCCAAAAAAGUACGCAGCAGCACAUUCGCGUCUCGGGAAGAUGAUAGUUCGUCAGAAUUAGCUCGUAAAUUUCAACAACUUACUCCAAGUAAAGAUUAUACUGAAUUUAGAAAAAAAUUAAGUGCAUCUACAUCUCCACGGCAAAUUCCUUCAUCAACUGACAUCUCAACUGUCAACAACAAUACCGUUGAUUUGCCUGUACUACGUCAUCUAAGCCAAGAGUUUCGAGCUCAGUUACCUAUCAUUUCGCCCAAAAAAAGUCAGUGCAGAAAUUCUCCUCAUAAAACUUCCGAAAAUGAAGCUUUAUUACAUUCUAGUAAGGUUGAAUCAUUAAUAGAUGAAGUUGACCGCAAAGAAACUCCAAGAUCCAUACAUCAAAUAAGCAGCAUACCUUCAUCAAACGGUGUUAAUAUGGAAAUCGAAGUUUUGUUGAAACCAAAAAAAACUGAAUCGAUUAUAGCGAAUGCUGAAAAAGAUGGAACUUACUUUCUUAAUUUGUUGGGCAUUGAACAAAGUCGCCUUUUAGCUUUAGCUAAUAAAGCGGAACAAUAUGCUGAAGAACUAUCGGACAAUCCCAAUGUUUCAGAUGAUACUUUAGGCUUCUUGCGUUCAGCUUACGGCAAAGCUCGACUAUUGGUGUCACAAAAAAUGAAGCAAUUUGAAGGUCUUUGUCAUAAUAACCUGAAUUCAUCGCCCGAAGACAAAUUUCCUACAACAGCGGAUGAUCUACAAGGAUUCUGGGACAUGGUGAAUUUGCAGGUCGAUCACAUAGAUUCUAUAUUCGAUGAAAUCGAUGUAUUACAAAGAAACAAUUGGAAGAAACCGAUGGAAGUCGUACCACAAGAGUCGAAUAAGUCAUCUAAAACUCAACAAAAAUCGAUUAAGACUGUGAACCAAAAGGCAAAGCCAAGCUCGUCCAACGGAAGUGAAAUGAAAUCAAAUGUAGUUUUGUCUGCCGCAGCUUUAAAACGAGAAUCUCAAAGGAAAAUGUUGCAAGAAAUCAAGCGUAAAAAUAAAAUUGCGUUGUCAGCGAAAUCAACUACCUCGGAUCCGAUUUCCGUAGAACCGAAUGUGGAAAAUUCAGAAACCGUUGCGAUAUUUGUCAAAAACAACAAAUGAACUCUUGUGAGUGAAUUAGGUGUUCUUACUGAUCCUUAACUAGUCCUCCAACGAAA
This is a messenger RNA of Rhagoletis zephyria (snowberry fruit fly), 1890 nucleotides long. It is a transcript of the gene vlc, whose product is annotated as disks large-associated protein 2. Gene Ontology annotation, biological process: signaling. Gene Ontology annotation, cellular component: postsynaptic specialization; glutamatergic synapse. Lineage: Eukaryota; Metazoa; Arthropoda; Insecta; Diptera; Tephritidae. The record is from RefSeq and is a predicted model, not a curated record. Gene Ontology annotation, molecular function: molecular adaptor activity.